CCAUUAUACACAACUAUCACAACCGGAAUAGAAAAAUAUAGAUGUGUAACGCCAAGUAAAUAUACAAAAUGGACACAAAUGCGAUGACUACGUCAGGUUUGCUCGAAUGGGAGUUUUCCCUGCCAUCAGACCAGAUUAUAUCCCAUGGCUGGUAUCAUGGAGCCCUAAGUCGCACGGCAGCAGAGAAUCUAUUACAACAGGACAGAGAAUUCUUAGUAAGGGAUUCGUCCUCGCAACCCGACAACUAUGUAUUGAGUUGCCGCUCCAAUGCACAGCAUCUUCAUUUCGUUAUACAACGGAUUGUCGUGCACCCCGAAACUGUUUAUGAAAGGUAUCAAUAUCAAUUUGAAGACGAAGCGUAUGACACAGUUGCGGACCUCAUAACUUCAUAUGUCGGCUCGGGAAAACCAAUAUCAGCUGCUUCAGGCGCAAGAAUUCAAUAUCCCGCCAAUCGAAUAGUGCCCUUAACAAAUUAUAUUCCAAAUGACGACUUAAAUUCUGUUAUCUCACCAAUUGGCGACGGUUCUGGAACUUACAGUCUAUACAGUCAUUUUGCAGCUAAACCUGGAUUACAAUUACGAGUUCCCUUCAAGAAGCAACGAUCGCAUUCAUUAACUCCUAUUGACAUGGGUCAACAUGGCAAUAAUGGGAAAAGCGCAAGUGCAGAUGGAGUAAUCCAAAGCCAAGCUACUAAGCACGUUAAAAACUUUUCUGGCGAUUCCAAUUCCAGUUCUAGUACGUGGGAUGCAAAUUUACCGACAAGCCCCCCUGCUAAACCUGCGCGGUAUGAAGGUCCUAAGGCAGAUGAUAGACGCUUGGAAUUACAGAGACUUUACCACGUUUCAGGGUCGGACUCUGGAAACGGUUCUGGAGACUCCACUCAGAGUUCAGCUCACAGUGAUCCUAAUAAAUCACGAAUAGAGUCCGAUUAUAAUUUGGUAACCCCUACUAUCAAACAGCAAUUUGACUAUGAGUUGUCAGAGGCUAGAUUGUUACAAUCUGAAAACUUGGAUUACGUAGUUGACUCACGGAUUAAUCUCGAAAAUUUUCAAUCACAAAUUAUACCUCUCGGUUUAACAAAGCCUCUAGAAUCAGAGACUUUGCAUACUAUUAAACUUCUACUUAGAACUUCGGGCCCGCGUAUAUUAGCAAAUCACAUGACCAAAGUCGAUUUACAUUUCUUAUUAGAUGAUGCCAUACAGUUAGAAGGUAUCGACAGAACAGCAUCCGGUUUGGAACUAUGUUUUCUUCCCCAGGGCAGAACUUUACGAUUAGAUGUGAUUGAAAGGAUUGAAACAUAUAGACUGCUUAUUGCGGUGACCAUCUUAACAUGUCAAACUGACCGUCAACGAGCUGACACCAUUAACGAUUGGAUACUCUUAGCUGUGGAGACAAAAACGGCUCUUGGAAAUCUAUACGGUUUUUCUGCAAUCAUGUUCGGCUUAUGUAUGCCACAGGUGGAGUGUUUAGAAAAUGCUUGGAAUAUUUUAAGACGCGUGUACACUGACAACGCGUUUAUGUUCGAAGCAAAACUGCGUCCAUGCUUUAAGAGCAUGAAUGAGGGGACAAAUCCUUUGCCACCUAAUACUACAACUCCUUAUGUUCUUCCGUCAGUAUUAUGCUUCCAUUUAUUUGACGGCGAAAGCGGAGGACUUAUGCCGCCAGAUGAUUCAUUUCCGACGAGCCUUAUGAACACGCUCGAAUUUGAUUUCAAUGCUACGGCCGCUCAUCUAGAUGCCGCCCGUCAUUUCCCUGACCAAGUGGAGAUGUUCAAACGCAAUGCCCGAACUGUGGUACAAGAAAUGUCCUCUUUGGGGUCCACAUUGGACCCCACUUUACUGGAAUUAUUUAGGACCGAAUUCCACAUAAAUUUCUUGUGGGGAGAGCGAGGCGCGUUGACUAUACCGAAUCAGCGAUUUGCUAGACUGACCGACAUUCUCACUACCAUGGCUAAUAAGUUGUCGAUCCAACCCGCAGAUGCUGUGGACACUAUAUAAAGUGGACUGUAUAAUACUAGUGAUACUAGUGAUCGUUUUAAUCAUAUCAUAGAUAAUAAUAAUAGUAUUACGAACCAAAUACAUAUAUAUCUACAAUAGAACAUAUUUUAUUAUUUGAUAAAACACAAACUAUUUAGACACCACCGAAGUUUAGUAUUUGUUAGGAGAUAUGUAGUAUUAGUACCUAUACUUGUAUGUUAAAUAUAUUAUUUCAUGUAAAAUUAACUUGGCCAAGUAUCGUUUUAGUAAUUAUAAAAGUGUUGUGGAAAAACUAAA
Molecule: messenger RNA, 2273 nt
Organism: Achroia grisella
Lineage: Eukaryota; Metazoa; Arthropoda; Insecta; Lepidoptera; Pyralidae
Product: breast cancer anti-estrogen resistance protein 3 homolog
Exons: 6
Coding region: 69-1997 (642 amino acids)
Biological process (GO): small GTPase-mediated signal transduction; positive regulation of peptidyl-serine phosphorylation
Molecular function (GO): phosphotyrosine residue binding; guanyl-nucleotide exchange factor activity
Source: RefSeq, a predicted model, not a curated record